Messenger RNA from Hibiscus syriacus, 856 nucleotides. RefSeq lists its product as uncharacterized. The record is from RefSeq and is a predicted model, not a curated record. The transcript has 3 exons. The coding region runs from base 59 to 829 and encodes 256 amino acids. Lineage: Eukaryota; Viridiplantae; Streptophyta; Magnoliopsida; Malvales; Malvaceae. Gene Ontology annotation, cellular component: mitochondrial matrix.
AAACCCAACAUUUUUUCUUAAACCCUAGCAAACCCUCUCGUUUCUCAGCUCAGUUUCCAUGGCUUUCGCUUCGAUUCUCCGCAAGUCAGCCAACUCGUUGGCUCCACUCGCGAUUCGAAUCACCCGAGUGCAAAGAAAUUACCACUCCUGCAUCUUCACGGCUUUGAGCCAAGGAUUACAGUCCCAGCAACUGGCCGUUAACCGGUUUUUCCCGAAUACCUUUCGUUUCUCGUCCGCCGCUGCUUCCAGGAAACCCUCUUCUGAUGAGUCUCUCAUCCGAGUUCUCGAGUCUGAGAUUCAGUGUGCUGAGGAGGAGGAUGGCGCUGGUCAGGUUGAAGGACCUCCAAGCGGGUUCCCCUUUGAAAUUGAGGAUACCCCGGGGAUUCAAACUGUAACAUUGAUGAGAGAAUACGAUGGUGAGCUCAUAAAAGUCGAUGUCCACAUGAUUGAUCACGGCAAUGAAGAAGAGGAAGGUGAAGACAAUGAAGGGGAUGACUAUGAAAAAGAAAACAAUAUAAGCAUCCCAUUGGUUGUUACUGUUUCAAAGAAAGAUGGUACAAGCUUGGAGUUCAACUGCACUGCUUCACCCGAUCAGAUUGCGAUUGACAGUUUGGGAUUUCGAGGUCCCAACCCUGAGGAUGAACUUGCCUAUGAAGGCCCUGAUUUCCAUGAUUUGGAUGAGAAUUUGCGAAAGGGUUUUCAUAAGUAUUUGGAGAUUAGAGGAAUCAAGCCAAGCACUACAAAUUUCUUGCAUGAGUACAUGAUGAACAAGGAUAACAGAGAGUAUGUCAACUGGUUGAAGAAUCUCAAGAAAUUUGUUGAAGCAUGAAGGGUUUAGAGAUUUGUUAAUGGUAGU